Molecule: messenger RNA, 2356 nt
Organism: Trichechus manatus latirostris (Florida manatee)
Lineage: Eukaryota; Metazoa; Chordata; Mammalia; Sirenia; Trichechidae
Gene: TCTN3
Product: tectonic family member 3
Exons: 14
Biological process (GO): cilium assembly; smoothened signaling pathway
Source: RefSeq, a predicted model, not a curated record
GGUUUCGGCUAUCCCAUGUGCGCCCCACGACUGGUGCUACUGCAGGCGUUCUUCCUGAUGGUGCCUGAGAACGCCCGGGCUCAGCCUUCUUCCUCUCCAUCAGGGGCAGUACUCACCCCUUCGGACCUGGGGCCAAGUACACUGGGCGGGACCCUUCAGUCCUCCGAGGGCACUGAACCGCCCCGGGCCUUGCUUGGGAUCUCUACGGUGGGCCCUACUGCCGUGACCCCUUCGGCGCCUGAGAAUAGGACAAUGGACCUCUUCCCAGUCUUGCCAAUCUGUGUCUGUGACUUGACUCCUGGUGCCUGUGAUAUAAAUUGCUGCUGCGACAGGGACUGCUAUCUUCUCCAUCCAAAGACAGUUUUCUCCUUCUGCCUUCCUGGGAGCGUAAGGUCUUCAAGCUGGGUGUGUGUGGAUAACUCCCUUAUCUUCAGGAGUAAUUCUCCGUUUCCUACAAGAGUUUUCAUGGAUUCAAAUGGAAUUAGGCAGUUUUGUGUCCAUGUGAACAACUCAGAAUUAAACUAUUUCCAGAAGCUCCAAAAAGUUGAUACAACCAACUUUCAGGCCCUGGCUGCAGAGUUUGGUGGCAAUCAUUUUAUUUCAACCUUCCAAACCCAGUCGCCACCACUUUUUUACAGGGCUGGGGACCCCAUUCUGACUUACUUCUCUGAGUGGUCUGUAGUAAGCCUGCUGAGACAGCCUGCAGGAGUUGGAGCUGGAGGACUCUGUGCUGAAAGCAAUCCUGCAGGUUUUCUAGAGAGUAAAAGUACCACUUGCACUCGUUUCUUUAAGAACCUGGCAAGUAGCUGUAUCUUGGAUCCAGCCCUAGAUGCUGCCUCUUACUAUAACUUCACAGUCUUGAAGGUUCCAAGAGGUAUGACUGACCUGCACAAUAUGAAGGUUUGAUUUGUAUCUUUUCCUUGUUCUUUCCAGGUGCCUGUAACACUUGUCUCACAGGCUAGUUCUCCUCUGUUGGCUGGAAACACUUGUCAGAAUGUUGUUUCCCAGGUGAUGUAUGAGAUAGAGACGAAUGGGACUUUUGGAAUCCAGAGAGUCUCUGUCAGUUUUGAACAAACCAACCUGAUUAUCGAGCCAGAUGCUUCCUUACAGCAACACUUCAUCAUUCGCUUCAGGUCUCUUGAGCAAAACACAGCUGCUUCCCUUCUGAGUCCUAGAAGUGGGAAUCCUGGCUAUAUUGUUGGGAAGCCACUCUUGGCUUUAACUGGUGAUGUAAGUCACUCGAUGACCCUCUUGCAGAGUCAGGGUGAUGGAACCUGCUCUGCUAAGAGACAUAGAGUACAGUUUGGAGUGAAUGCAAUCUCUGGAUGCAAGCUCAGGUUGAGGAAGGCAGACUGUAGCCACUUGCAGCAGGAGAUUUAUCAGAUUCUUCAUGGAAGGCCCAGACCAGAACAUGUCGCCAUUUUUGGUAACGCUGACCCAGCACAGAAAGGACAGUGGACCAGGAUCCUCAGCAGGAAUUGCAAUGUUUUGGCUGUGAAUUGUACGUCCUGCUGUUUCAUACCAGUUUCCUUGGAGAUCCAGGUAUUGUGGGCAUAUAUAGGCCUCCAGUCCAACCCACAGGCUCAUGUGUCAGGAGCCCGAUUCCUGUACCAAUGCCAGUCUGUACAGGAUUCCCAGCUACGCACAGAAGUAUCUUUGACAACUCUUGUGACCUUUGUGGACAUUACUCAGAAGCCAGAGCCUCCGAGGGGCCAGCCCAGAAUGGACUGGAAAUUGCCAUUCGACUUCUUCUUUCCCUUCAAAGUGGCAUUCAGCAGAGGAGUAGACUCUCAAAAAGGCUCAGUCUUUCCCAUCCUUAUACUGUGUCUCUUACUACUUGGGGUUCUCAGCCUAGACACUAAGUGAAGAAAGGAGAAAACUCACUUCAAUUCUCCCCAUGGGAAGCUCUGAGGUAGCCUACUUAUCAUGGCUAAACAGAUUCUCACCUGCUCGUUAGCUGAGGCGAGCAUUUAAGAAAAUAGAAGAUCUAAAGGAAGGAAUCUUUGUAGGAGGUAUUUAGAAAAGCAGUAAAAGUACUUUAUUCUUUAUGGGUCUCUGCUUAGGGCUCUUCAGGCCAGCAGCAGUGCAUCUUCUCAACCAGGGAAGACAAAGAGCCCUUCCUCCAGCCCUUCCAGUUGUGUUGUACCUGACUAAAGGUUUGGCAUGUCUUCAUCCAUCUGCUCACAGGCACACUCGGGCCCUGCACAAAAAGGAACAUGUUCAUGCUGCCAGGCAGGGUGAGCUCCGGAAUAGCUGCCCUCUGGACCUGAGAGAAGCUGACUAUUCAGAACUGAAAACUGUUGGCUAUGUAUUUUGUCUGGCUCUUCGCCACGCCCUGGGCCAUACCCUUUACCCA